This is a messenger RNA of Caenorhabditis elegans, 1108 nucleotides long. It is a transcript of the gene F45E4.6, whose product is annotated as EGF-like domain-containing protein. The coding region runs from base 21 to 1055 and encodes 344 amino acids. The transcript has 7 exons. NCBI's taxonomy places the organism in Eukaryota, Metazoa, Nematoda, Chromadorea, Rhabditida, Rhabditidae. The record is from RefSeq and is marked reviewed.
UAUUUAUCGGUGCAAUUGAAAUGAAGCUAACAAGGAAAUUCACAAUUCACUUGCAAUUAUUUAUUUACGCAAAUCUUGUCAACUGCUUUUCGAUUGAUUCACCGGAGAAAAUAGCUCUGGAACCUAAUACGUUGAUUGUGAGAGAUACUCAAGAAUACUGGGCACUUGGUUGGCCAACCUCCAUAUCAUGUGAUUCCAAAUCAAAACUAGAAGAUAUAAAUUCUGGAGAAGGCCAAAAAAUGUAUUGGAAGAUCAGAUACCCAGAUUCGAAAGGUGAAGAGACAUUAGAUCAAGACGACAAAGCAAAUUAUGAUUAUAUGAAUAACCUCCUACAAAUCAAAAACGUGUCCCGAAAUUUCAACAACACAGUAUUUGAGUGUGUCAUCGAACGGCCAGGAAAUAUCACAAUGAUCAGUAGACAUCGAGUUCAAAUUCAAGAUUGCAUUUUUCGUAGUCCACCGGAUACAACAGCAUACAACUUGCAUAAUCCGUGUGCUUAUGGAAAGUGUAUGGUUGAAUGGGGAAGAGUGGAAUGUCUCUGUUUCAGACAAUACGGUGGAAUUCAUUGUGACGGUCCAAAAUGGGGUAAUUGGUACCUUAAUCUUUUUCCAUUUGUGCUAGCCAGCUUCGUUAUCGGCUUGUUCAUCAUAUUCUUUUGCAUAACUUGUAUUUACCAGGAUGACAGGAAACAAGAAAAAUUGAUGGAAAUAUCACAAGUUGUUGGACACUCGGAUCGUAUCGAUUUCACACUCUAUGAUUUGUACCCAUUUGUCGGGAAACUUGGAGGUUGUAUCUAUACUGAAGCUGAUGCAGUGGAUGAUAAGAAGUAUGAACGAGUAAGAAAAACAAUUACGGAUUUCCUGCAACGAGGGGAAGACGAAGAAAAAGAUGAACAAAUCGGAGUUACAACAGUUGGAACUACGAUGGAAAUCCCUCCAAAAACCACAACUAGAACUACUACUACCACAGCGAAAACGACAACAAAAGCUUCAAAAAGUUCAAAAACAGUUGGUACAACAAAAAGGGCAUCUGGCAUGACAACUGUUGGAAUGUAAUAUUCGGUGCAUCAAUUUUCUACAAGUUAUUAAAAUAUAAAUUCGUUUGGUUU